This is a messenger RNA of Mycena citricolor, 3522 nucleotides long. Lineage: Eukaryota; Fungi; Basidiomycota; Agaricomycetes; Agaricales; Mycenaceae. The record is from the annotation of a GenBank genome assembly.
CUGGCUUCGAGCGCGGAAACUGAGACUGAGACUCGGGGGAAUCGACAUGCAUCCGAAGUUCUGAAAACUCCUCUGGGAAAUCACCCUGAAGGGGAACUAGAGUCUCCUUUCCAUCCAAGAACGCUCCCGCCGUGACAUUCCUUCUUCGCUAUCUUCGUCUUUUCUUCUCCCUCGCUCCUGGGACCGCAGCCUCUCCCAAUGCAAUCGAACAUCUCGAACACUGAAUCAAAGGACUCUGACUGUGGCUCAUCCUUGCUCGAGCGUGAUGAACUCCAGUCGCAGAGGGUUUAUCCAAGGCUUCGUCGUUUUUCCAGCAUCUAUGCCACCAAAGCUUCCAAUGUCACGGAAACCUCCCCCGUUCGACAACCUCACGAUGAGACCUGGAUUCCUAUCUUCUCUGUCCCUGACUACCGCAACGCGUCGGAAUUCGUGCCUCCCGCCUCGCACUUCGUCUCUCCCUUCGAUCAGCCUGCACUGAAGCGGAUCGUAUCUGUGCCUAAUCCCAUACGAACGCCCCGAUCCACGCCUUCUUUCAUGCGAGCCUAUCAAGUAUCUGAGUGUCAUGAGAAACGGCGCGAAGAGUCGAUUACAUCGACAAUUGACUCUGUCUCAGCCGACAGCACAGGCUCUGAAGCAUCCAGCGAAAUUGGCGCAAGCUCAAAGAGAUCACUGGGCUCGGACCUCGGCGAAGGAGCGCUUAUCAUAGAGGGGGAGAACAGCGAUGGCGAGGAUCAAGUCACUCUUGGCAUGAAGCUCAAGGCCCUUCCGUCUGGUGUGGGUGGAUUCCUGGCGAUGCUCUCCCAAAGCGCUCCUUUCGACCCUGAUCGACCUGGCCUACCACCUGAUGCUCGUCAGCAGCAGCAGGUCGUUUUCCGAUCGAACCUGGGCCACAUGAUGCAGCCAUACGGUCCAGGGCGCACGAUCAACAUGUUCUACCAAAAUAUCGGUCACGUCGUCGAGACCAAAGCAAAUCAACUCGCACAUCGACUCGGAUACGGUCCUCUUGCGGCGAGGGAAAAGAUCGAGGCUACGAUGGGAGAAGGAGAUUUCAGGCUGGCGCGCCUGCGCGCCGUCGAAUCGAGAAACAAGAUGGAUAAUUUCGCGAAAGAAGAUGCAGAUUUCAUCAAAGCACUGGGGAAACAUUGCUGCACGUUGCUGACAUAUACGCAGCGUUCUGAGGCCGUCAUAACGCACAUACAAGCGUUCAACAGCAUAUUCGGGCUCGUAGGCCUGUACCCCGGACUACGCGCCUUCUUCCUCGCCUCGUCUAUGCUGCGCUCUGCUGGAGGUCUCCAAGCACCGAACAUCCAGGAAUUGUGGGACUCGUCGAGACCAAGCGUGUUCAGGUCGGACCGAGAGUUACAGGAACGACAGUACUGGUCUACACUGGCUGCUUCCGCUUUGGCCCAGACGGAGAUCUCUGAACUCUUCGACCGCACUCAGGUCGAGAAUUUGACGGCUUGUGGCUCUGAGAUGUGUGCUAUCGAAAAACUAAUGAUCAGUGUCUCAGACCACGAGAACGCUCAUCGCCCACUGGCCAUCCGGUGUCUCCAUGGAAUCCUCACCCUUCCUCUCUUCUGGGUCUCGCUCGACCGGCGACGUAUCGAGCUUGUGCGAAAACUUUGUGUCACCAUCUUGCUCGUCUUGCAGGACUUGGACAUGGACAAUCUGAAUCCCACAAUCGACGAGCAAGAUAUCGAUAAGCGUCCACUGUACGAUUUUGACGGGCUGGAUCUUCUGAUUAGCGUGGUGCUGGAUGGAAUGUGUGCCUGGAGAACUGAGUUCGUCCGGAAACGUGCCAAGCGACCCGGCGCCACCCUCGACCCAGACGAUUCCAGCUUCAAAAAAUUCUGUGAGGUGGUUUCCAUGCUACGUCGCCCUCUGCCACAGAAGCUAUUGCCUCAAUCGUCACCCCGGGCUACUGGGCAAGACAUCGAACGCCUCCUGGAUGGUCAAGUCAGCCAGGAGAUCCUUGAGUGUCACAUCUGGACCAGAAGUCCUGGGGCCAGUGAGAAGGUGCCGAUUACUUCAGCCACAGCUCGGCACCCAUCCGCCAGAUCAGAGGCUUGCACAUUCCAAGCCACUCGAUCCAUGAGUUCUCGUAGCGAACGUCCAUUGCGGUCUCACAGAGCUUCGCACACGCGAGACUCAACACCGAGCAUGCUUUGGACUGCCCCAAAGCCGCCGCCAGAUCUUACCGAGGACUGGGAUGCCAGGAAGAGAAAGGUCGAACCGGAUGAGAAUUGGUGGAUCUCUUACGAAUUCACCAAGGAUAACGCAAAACCUCUAUGGCCCUUACCCCAGCCUCGCGACUCUGAUACUGGUGCUGACGGCACGAUUCGACGGGGCCGUCAACGACAGUCGAGGUCCACUUUGCAGCGUCGAAUGCGUCUAUCACCACGCGGCAAAACUUCCCCGAUUGCCGCUGUCCAUGGGCUUCCUCAGCCAGGGUGGGUCGACCCCCACGUCCACCAUGGUAUACCAUCGAUCGUGAUAUCUCAUGUGGACGAGGACGAGGACGAGUGCGAGGACGACAGCUUAUCACAUUCUUCUCUCGACGCGUUCAGUCUAGGCUAUCCCUCUCCAAAGAGCGACACGUCGGUUCCGAGUGACUCUGACGAUGCAGUUUCGGACGCUGGCGGAGAAUCGCUUCCCAGUCCUCAGAGUGUCAGCGUCUCUCCUCCACCGGCAUGGAAAAGCUGGAGCGAGGAGGCGAAGCGAUAUUCCCCGUGGCAGGCCAGAGCGUCAUCUUUGAGCCCUUCUCCAACUUCCGUCACUCAGCCGCUUCCACCAUCUUCCCAGAUUCCCGCCAUGCGGUUGAGGCCGCGGUCGCCUUCGCCCUUAGGAGAGUUCUCAUCCUUGAUCGCCUUCGGCUCUGUGACGGUCGACACACAAGGGAGCUGUGAGGAGGACAAGCACGAUGAGGAUGAAGAUGAAGAUGAAGAUGAAGCCACAGUGUCGCAAUCUGAGUCGGAGACUCGACUGGCGACAGUUUACGCGCGCAUAUACGUCAUCUCCGUUCGCGACAAAACCUCCGUGGAUGCACUGGGAAGCGGAAGCACAAAGGUCCAGCACACGGAGCAGGCCGGUGUCGAGUAGCUCCAGACAACCUCAAUCCCCAGGGUCUUGGUCCUCACAGUCAUGUUCUUCGGCUCUAACCAGUUGGGAUGUGGGCGAAGACUAGGAGGAGUUGGGAAUGUGCUCAAAUUCGUUGAAUGACUUAGGCAGUGGACUGGCAGUGUCGAGAAUCUUUGUCAGAGGCAACAGCCACUGAUAUGACAGAUAGGAGAUUGGUUGUAUCCGCGGAUGUAGAAUCCUGGAGCUCGCUGCAGCGGAAUAAUCGUUUAAUUGUAUUGUGUGACGUUCAAUAUCUAAUCUACCCAUGUAAUGAAUUCACACUCUUGCUCCGACUCUAGAAAGCUGCGAUCGCUGUUGAAAACGACGGAAGCAGUGUUGGGUACCGCCACGAAUGAUCUGCACGAAGCGUGAGUGCUGGAAUUAUUCACCGAGCCCGAGGUGUCG